Zea mays is the source of this 1870-nucleotide messenger RNA. RefSeq lists its product as uncharacterized. Gene Ontology annotation, molecular function: cation binding; protein serine/threonine phosphatase activity. The record is from RefSeq and is marked validated. Bases 411 to 1523 code for a protein of 370 amino acids. The transcript has 4 exons. NCBI's taxonomy places the organism in Eukaryota, Viridiplantae, Streptophyta, Magnoliopsida, Poales, Poaceae. Gene Ontology annotation, biological process: protein dephosphorylation.
GUCGUGGAGACCUGCCCGCUACGGCGCAGCCAGCCCCAGGCCAAUCCCCUCUUCCCACCUCGCUCGCUUCUUCUUCCUUCCCUUCCCCUCCCCGUUCCCCCCCACCUGCUCUGCCUGCUUCUUUCCCCCUCCCCACGCGCGCGCACCAUCGGCUUCCUCAUCACCCACCCCACCGAGACUGUACUCUGUAGCCAUACCACACCCCUCCUACCACUGCAAGGCCGGCCGGCCCGCCCGCUCGCCGCUUCCUCGCGUCUCGAGUCCGUGCCUGCCUGGUGCGUCGAUCGACCCCGAGUCCCGACCCCGGCCGCCUCUCACGGUGGUGGUGGUGGUUCUUCGACGCCGCGGUGGGCGGGGGGCACGCGUGUGGUUCGUGCAAGCCGGAGGGAGGGGGUUCUGCUGUGACUGUGAUGGCGGCGGCGAUGUGCGUGGAUGACGAGGCCGCCUCCGCCGCCGCGGAAAGCGCGGGGGUCGACAAGCUGGAUCUCGGCGCGGCCGCGGGCGGCAAGAGGAGCGUCUACCUCAUGGACUGCGCGCCGGUCUGGGGCUGCGCGUCCACGCGCGGCCGCAGCGCCGAGAUGGAGGACGCCUGCGCCGCGGCCCCGCGGUUCGCCGACGUGCCGGUGCGCCUCCUCGCCAGCCGCAGGGACCUCGACGGCCUGGGCCUCGACGCCGGCGCGCUCCGCCUGCCGGCGCACCUGUUCGGCGUCUUCGACGGCCACGGCGGUGCCGAGGUGGCCAACUACUGCCGGGAGAGGCUCCAGGUACUCUUGAGGCAGGAGCUGAGGCUACUCGGCGAGGAUUUGGGGCAGAUUAGCUGCGACGUGGACAUGAAGGAGCACUGGGACGAGCUGUUCACCGGAUGCUUCCAGAGGCUGGAUGACGAGGUGUCAGGGCAGGCGAGCAGGCUCGUCGGUGCCGUCCAGGAGUCACGGCCGGUGGCCGCCGAGAACGUGGGCUCCACUGCGGUUGUCGCCGUCGUGUGCUCAUCCCAUGUGGUGGUCGCCAACUGCGGGGAUUCGCGUGCCGUUCUCUGCCGUGGGAAGGAGCCAGUAGAGCUGUCGAUUGAUCACAAGCCUGACAGGAAGGAUGAGCGCGCGAGGAUUGAGGCCCUGGGAGGCAAGGUCAUCCAAUGGAACGGCUAUAGGGUCUCCGGUAUACUUGCUAUGUCAAGAUCGAUUGGGGACCGAUAUUUGAAACCAUUCGUCAUUCCAAAACCAGAAGUCACCGUUGUUCCUAGGGCGAAAGAUGACGACUGCCUCAUUCUUGCAAGUGAUGGGCUGUGGGAUGUAGUGUCGAAUGAAGAGGCAUGCAAAGCUGCGCGUCGGCAGAUCCAGCUGUGGCACAAGAACAACGGUGUCACAUCAUCAUUGUGUGACGAGGGUGAUGAAUCCAAUGAUCCUGCUGCACAAGCUGCUGCUGAUUAUCUUAUGAGGCUCGCACUGAAGAAGGGUACCGAGGACAAUAUCACUGUCAUUGUGGUUGACUUGAAACCUCGAAAGAAGGCCAAGAGCAACUCAUAACACUGGGAUGGAUCCAUCACGGUAGAGCUGACCAUGAUAUGUCCAAAGGCUUCUGCUGCUAGUUGUUGGUCGUCCGCAAGAGACUUGACCCCACAGGUUUUUUUCGUUGGGCCUCAAGAACUGUAGGUGCAUUUUCCAUGGAGGGUUAUGAUGCUUAACCCCACUCUGGUUUCUGAUGGCUAAAACAUUCUCUCCAGUCGGCUUCUACCAUGAGCCCUGGCACUUAGUAUAUCCCUAAUGUUGUAUGAUAGUUGAACUUGUAAAGAGACAAGCGGCUGAGACGGUCACUAAAAUUAACAUAUUGUUACUUCAUGAUUCAAGGACUAUCCAUCUGCCUGAAUCCGAUG